Saccostrea echinata is the source of this 1478-nucleotide messenger RNA. RefSeq names its product DEP domain-containing mTOR-interacting protein-like. Gene Ontology annotation, molecular function: protein binding. NCBI's taxonomy places the organism in Eukaryota, Metazoa, Mollusca, Bivalvia, Ostreida, Ostreidae. The record is from RefSeq and is a predicted model, not a curated record. The transcript is spliced from 9 exons. The coding region runs from base 15 to 1187 and encodes 390 amino acids. Gene Ontology annotation, biological process: intracellular signal transduction.
AAACUAACCCUGGCAUGUAUACAAACAACAUGACGGACAAGAAGGACUACUGCCCGGUUGUGUCCACUCUUAGUACAUAUAAGAUUUUCCUCAUCGGGGAGCAACUCAGAUCGUGCAUGAAUGGAGUGGGGCUGAUUAGAGACCGGAAAUACAGACUCCGCAGCUACAAAUCUUGUUUCCAAGGCAACGAGACAGUUGAUUGGCUGGUCCGAAGCAGAAGAUGUGACGAUCGUCUCUCCGCUGUACGCAUAAUGCGGACCUUACAAAAAUGGGCUUUUUUCCAUCAUGUUUGCGAUGACCACAAAUUUAAGGAUGAAAUGCUCUUUUAUCGAUUUCGCCGUGAUGAUAACACAAUAGAAUCUCACAAAGACCUCCUGCUCUUCUACAAGGUGCUCGAUAUAUACCACUCAAUAAAUUUUUCAAAGAAAGGUAUUUUACGGAGCUACCAGGUGCGCGAUCAGGUGUUUGACAGAGCCUUUAUGGGAUCCGCCUUCGUGGAUUGGUUGGUGAACACGGGGAUGGUAGACACAAAGGAACAGGCUAUUAUCACAGGGAGACAACUCCUGGAGAACGACAUCAUCAGACAUGUGACAGACGACCACCACUUCCGGAACGACAAUUUGCUGUUGUAUCAGUUCAACCUGGAUCUGGAUCAGCGGCGCCGGAUGUCUGAUGUCCUCAUUCUGGACGAAAAGCGACGGAUGUCGACCGAAUCACGCUCUUCCACCGAGUCGCAGGAUACCCCAACUCGAUUCUUAGAGUCACGUGAUUUCUCCAUUCCGCCUAAUAGCUGCGAUAACGAAUGUACAGAAAUCGGUUCGGAAACAGAAGAGUCAUCGAACACGUCCUCAAUGCAGCCCAGAUCUGUACUAUUGAGGUAUGAAACAGCUGACGAACUGGAAUCUCCAGACACACCUUAUGUUAAGUCGUGCCUCAGAAUUUUUAGUGACUCUGUAGGUUAUGGGUUUGUCAUACGGGGCAUAGGGCCUACUUAUGUACAGACUGUCGAUCCCGAGGGACCAGCCGCGGACGCCGGGCUCAAGGUCCGACAAUACAUCUACUCUGUUAAUGGUGUGAAUGUUCUACGAGAAGACCACCAUUCUGUGGCCAAGAGAAUCAUUGAGUGUGGGAGGGACUACAUCAACAUGUGUGUCAUGUCCCACAAACGUGACAUCAACGAUAAAUGAUCUGGUCUUGGCAAUGGAGACAGAAAACUGAUGCAUUUCUGUUUGAAGGAUUCAAGCAGGUAGCACUACAUGUAUAUUCCACAAAAAUGGUGGCAAUCAAAGAAAGAUGCGACAGAUUCUUUACCAAGGAUGGAUCAGAUGCACUACUUCAUUAUCUAUACCAUGAACAAUGACAGAGGACUUGAAGACUACUUCAUGUAGUUUAUAUUAAUGGAGCCCCAAAGCUCACUUAACUGAAACAGAACCCUGAAUAUGAUGAAAUACGAGUGACACUACAUAAUUAAUAGUUAA